GGCAGUGAUGAGCGGCUAAUGCCUGCUGGUGCAUUUAACAGAAGAAGAGGAAUGUCCUCUGCGUAGAGAUUUCAAACAUGGGCUCAAGAGUAACACGCCUGAUUAGAAACUUUAAUAUAGAGAAUCGCGCUCACCGAGAAAUAAGCAAGACAAAACCUAAAGCAGCACCACGGCAUCCAGCAUCAAGCAGUACUCCACAAGAAGGCAUUGCGGAGAUUCACCAGAAGAAUGAUCCUCUGCUGGCGAUGCUCAAGGACGUUUAUGUGGAGUCUAAAGAUCCAGUUCCUCAGGCUGAAGCAGUUCCUGUGGUUAAGAAGGUCGAGGAGGAGACGCAGCGCAGGGUGCUGAAGUACAGUCUACCGGGCGACCCCUAUGGUUUCUGUGAUGUCACUGAUGUUCCCAAAGGCAAACUGUCGCUUGUGGAAGCUUUAACUGCCCUGAACAAUCACAAACGCUUGCCUAAAACAUGGACUCCAGAGAAGCUGGCACAGGAGUACUCUCUGGACCCAAAAGAUGCCAAAGCGCUGACAGAAUUCUUUUUUCCCUUUGACGUCAAAAUCAUUCCACCAAAAACAGAGGAGACUAAGCAGAUUAAGGAUUCUUGGCACGUAUGAACACUGUUGCAUACAGACUCGAGCCGUCUCUGAAACACGCACAGUAUCUAAAGACAUGUGUUUUGACAUGUUGCUUGUAGUGUGUUUGUAUUAUUUGUUUUUGAAGGGCCUGUCAUAAUUAUUUAUUCAUUUGUUGUCUCGUUUAAAGCAUGGCAUGUCCAACAUGUAUUGUAGUAAUAACUUAACUAAGAUAAGGUGGACUGGAAAUCUUAUGUCAAUCAGAUCAGAAAUGCUGCCUUAUGUUUAUGUGAACACUGCUGUUUGCAUCUGUUUUCACUGACAAUAAAUCAGUUGCCCCUGCAUU
Molecule: messenger RNA, 918 nt
Organism: Onychostoma macrolepis
Lineage: Eukaryota; Metazoa; Chordata; Actinopteri; Cypriniformes; Cyprinidae
Gene: ndufaf4
Product: NADH:ubiquinone oxidoreductase complex assembly factor 4
Exons: 3
Coding region: 78-614 (178 amino acids)
Biological process (GO): mitochondrial respiratory chain complex I assembly
Cellular component (GO): mitochondrion
Source: RefSeq, a predicted model, not a curated record